AUGUUUGUCAAGAAUAUAUAUUCUCCUGUGACGGUGGUGGCGGCGGCGCUGCUGUUGACCACUGCGGCCGUGGCGUGCUCCCAUGGAACAUGCAAGGUGAAGGAUAGUUGCUGGAGGGGCGGAGACUGUGGAGCUGGACUGUAUUGUUAUUCGUGUGAAGUAGGGUUUCCUGGCUCCAGAUGUGUGAGAUCUAAAGCCACCAACCCAUUCCGGAUUCUGAAUAACUCUAUGCCGUUGAAUAAAUACGCAUUCUUGACAACCCACAAUGCAUUCGCCAUAGAAGGGGAGCCAUAUCACACUGGAGUUCCAAGAAUCACUGUCACAAAUCAAGAAGAUACUGUCACUCAGCAGCUCAAUAAUGGGGUUCGCGCUCUGAUGCUCGAUACGUAUGAUUUUGAAGGAGACAUAUGGUUGUGCCAUUCUUUCGGAGGCAGAUGCCAUGAUUUCACAGCAUUCAAACCGGCUGUUGACACAAUGAAGGAAAUAGAAAGCUUUCUGAGGACAAAUCCGUCGGAAAUUCUGACAUUAAUCUUGCAAGACUAUGUUCAGACACCAAAAGGAAUUAGCAAAGUGCUGAGAGAAGCAGGGCUGUCCAAGUACAGGUUCCCACUGUCGAGAAUGCCCAGAAAUGGUGAGGAUUGGGCUGCUGUCAGCGACAUGGUUGCUAGAAACCAAAGACUGCUGGUGUUUACUUCUGUACAAUCCAAGGAAAAGAGUGAAGGAAUUGCGUACCAGUGGAACUACAUGGUUGAGAAUCAAUAUGGUGAUGAUGGAAUGAUAGUAGGAAGUUGCAUUAAUCGGAUGGAGUCGUCAGCCCUUAACGACAAGAGGAAGUCUUUGGUUCUGAUGAAUUAUUUCGGAUCUAUUCCUAGCAAAAAAUUUGCCUGUGUUCACAAUUCGGCAAACCUAUUGGCCAUGAUUCAGACCUGCCACCAGUCCACUGGCGGACGAUGGCCCAAUUUUGUGGCAGUUGAUUUUUACAAGAGGAGUGAGGGAGGAGGAACAUUUGAAGCUGUGGAUACUCUCAACGGAGAGCUGUUAUGCGGGCGCAACGACGUCCAUGAAUGUGUUGUAGCCUUCUUGUUCUAG
Sesamum indicum (sesame) is the source of this 1089-nucleotide messenger RNA. RefSeq names its product PI-PLC X domain-containing protein At5g67130-like. Lineage: Eukaryota; Viridiplantae; Streptophyta; Magnoliopsida; Lamiales; Pedaliaceae. Gene Ontology annotation, molecular function: phosphoric diester hydrolase activity. Gene Ontology annotation, biological process: lipid metabolic process. The record is from RefSeq and is a predicted model, not a curated record.